AUGGCCACUCUUAAACUAGCUCUCCUUUUGGUCGCCUUGAUUUACGGUGUUCAAUCCCGAACAAUCACAAUCUAUAACAAAUGUCCAAUGACAAUUUGGCCAGGAAUCCUUGGCCCCGGAAAUCCAUCAGGCGGUGGUUUCCGAUUGGAUUCCGGUCAAUCGAGAAAUAUCGAUGUUGAUGAUGCAUGGACUGCUGGAAGAGUUUGGGCUAGAACUGGAUGCGAUUCGAAUUUCAAUUGCGAGACUGGUUUCUGUAGAAAUAGUGAACAAUGUAAUGGAGCUGGAGGUGUUCCACCAGCAUCGUUGGCUGAAUUCACUUUGAAAGCUUGGGGAGGACAAGAUUUUUAUGAUGUUUCGUUGGUUGAUGGAUACAAUCUUCCAGUUUUAAUUGAUCCACAUGGUGGAAAUGGUGAGGAAUAUUUAAAUAUUUUUGUAAAAAACAAAAAAUUAAGUAGAAGAGAAAGUUCGCUCUAUCGCACACGUUCUUAAAUUGUGUGUACUUCUCUCGGAGUACACACCCAAACAUUUAUCGAUUAUUCCACGUAUUUUUUUGGCCCUCGGUUCGCGGUUGGUAUACUGUAUUGACUUGUGCAAACACGGUGACGCACAAAUGCACAAAAAUCUCUCGCGUCUCUCCAAUUUGCGCGCUAUUUUUCGAAAUUGGUCUCGCCACGAACCCCAAAGCUUAUUUCCAUGCAGUUUUUCACGGCGAUAAAGAUGGUGUACUCAGAUUUUCAUUUGGUGUAGCCGUUCUUGAGAUUUUGGUGGAAAAUUAAAGCAUGUCCCUUUAAACAGCGAACCGAGGAUUUUUUGUUCAGCAAAAAAAUACGUGAUCAUGCUAAAACCUCUAAACUAGGCGAGCAAAUUCGCUCUAUCGCACACAUUUGUGUGUACUUCUCUCGGAGUACACAGGCAAACGCGCUCUAGCGAACACGUUUGAAUUGUUUUUCAGCGGAAAAAAUUUCUUUACUUUCUCUUUCUUAUUCAACAAUUUUCAGCGUUUUUCUCUGAAAAUUCAAAAAAAUUCAUGGUUUCGCGUUGAAACCUUCCCCGCUAUCCACCUUUCAUAACGAAAAUCUUAUAUUUCAGGCUGCAAAAGAUCGGGAGGUUGCAACAAAGACAUCAACUCUGAAUGCCCAGCCGCUUUGUCUGUCAAAGGACACAGUGGAAACACAGUUGCCUGCAAAUCGGGAUGUCUCGGAUACAACACUGAUCAAGAAUGUUGCCGUGGUGCUUAUGGAACUCCAGACAAAUGUCAUCGAAGUGCAACCGCUCAAAUGUUCAAAGAUGCUUGUCCAACCGCUUAUUCUUAUGCUUACGAUGAUGGUUCAUCAACUUUCACAUGUCAAGCAACCGCUUCGUACACCGUGCAAUUCUGUUAA
Molecule: messenger RNA, 1382 nt
Organism: Caenorhabditis angaria
Lineage: Eukaryota; Metazoa; Nematoda; Chromadorea; Rhabditida; Rhabditidae
Source: the annotation of a GenBank genome assembly